Molecule: messenger RNA, 1208 nt
Organism: Beta vulgaris subsp. vulgaris (sugar beet)
Lineage: Eukaryota; Viridiplantae; Streptophyta; Magnoliopsida; Caryophyllales; Amaranthaceae
Exons: 2
Coding region: 45-1208 (387 amino acids)
Source: RefSeq, a predicted model, not a curated record
UGGAGGAUUCGGAGAAGAAUUAUUUGCCACCAGCUUGCUACACGAUGUCGCGUGCAGAGAAACGGAUUUUUUGCGAGUCAUUGUAUGGCAUUAAGGUCCCUACUGGCUACUCAUCGAAUAUGAAGCGCUUUGUUACCUUAAAUGGUGAGUUGAAGUUAUCGAGUAUGAAAUCGCACGAUUGUCAUGUCAUGAUGCAAGUAUUCUUACCGAUUGCAAUUCGUGGGAUACUUCCAAAGCAUGUGAGGCACACCAUUACAGAACUGUGUUCAUUUUUUCAUUCAAUCUGCAGCAAAGUCCUAGACCCGUCGACCCUCGAUUCCUUGCAGUCCAGAGUAGUUGAAACUCUAUGCAAAUUUGAGAUGUAUUUCCCCCCCGCAUUCUUUGACAUUAUGGUCCAUCUCAUUGUCCAUCUAGUUCGAGAAAUUAAGCUGUGUGGUCCAGUGUUUUUGAGGUGGUGCUAUCCUUUUGAGAGAUAUAUGGGAACUUUGAAGGAUAAAGUUCGAAAUCCUGCACAACCAGAAGGUAGUAUAAUUCAAGGGAUUGUGGGUGAAGAGAUCAGUAAUUUUGUGGCUGAGUAUUUUGCUAGUGUUGAUCCUGUUGGACUUCCGACAUCCCGACACGAGGGCAGACUUGAGGGCAAGGGUACAAUUGGUUCAAAAUUGAUCACACCUUCCGUAGAAAAGCGUAAACAAGCUCACUUAUUUGUAUUGCAUCACGUACCAGAUGUCCAUCCUUAUUUAAGUGAACAUAUGGAGGAAUUACGUGUUAGCAAUCCUGGAAAAGGAGUGAGGGCAUUGACGCAAAUGCAUAACAAGACUUUCAUUGAUUGGUUUCAUAAACGAGUACUCAAUGAUUUGGAUGAAAGUGUUCCUGAAACAGUCAAGUGGUUAGCAUUUGGUCCUCGUGAAGCUGUACGCUCUUAUGAGGGUUAUGAUAUUAAUGGGUAUACGUUUUGGACUGAACGUCAAGAUCUAAAGUCAAGAUCGCAACAAAAUAGUGGUGUUUCACUUGUGGCGUCGUCUACACAAUAUGCAAGCUCGAAAGAUAAGUCGCCUGUACAUGCUGAAAGCAACUAUUAUGGGCGAAUACAAGAAAUAUGGGAGCUGGACUACUGUACUUUUAAUAUUUGCCUCUUGUGUUGCACGUGGGUUGACAAUAAUCGACGUUGUGUAAGAAACGAUGAUGGUCAAUUGUUGUAUUUGGUAUAA